Messenger RNA from Sorghum bicolor (sorghum), 1244 nucleotides. Its product is annotated as reticulon-like protein B8. The coding region runs from base 284 to 1027 and encodes 247 amino acids. The transcript has 6 exons. The record is from RefSeq and is a predicted model, not a curated record. Lineage: Eukaryota; Viridiplantae; Streptophyta; Magnoliopsida; Poales; Poaceae.
UCCUCCCGGAGUUGAGAAUCAAUUCUUGCUAGUACGAUUUCUCCUCUCCCCAAGUGGCCAAAGCCACCAACCACGACCAGCCCCUUUUUCUCUUCUAUUUCAUCCACGCUGCUCGUGCUCGGCUGCUCGCUGCCUGCUUCUAGCGAUCGUCUCGGGACUCCAGAGUGCCGGCCGGCUCUCCGCCUGUUCGUAUCGUCGCUGCUCCUUUCCCCGGAUGUGAUGGACCAUAUUGUCUAACUUACCUUCAUAUGUUCCAGUGAGUUUAAAAUAUACACAGUACAGGAUGUCGGAACGUUCUGAGAGUGCAACUGAAAAGAUUAUGAGCAGCAUCAUGGAUACCAUUGCUGACAACCUUCCUAAGCAGAAGUCUGGGCACUUUGACCCAGGUUCAGUCUCUGACAAAGUGAAGAACAAGCUGUUUGGUCGUCAGAAGACCUUACAUGGAGUUCUGGGUGGUGGAAAACCUGCUGAUGUGCUGUUAUGGAGGAACAAGAAGAUAUCAUCGAGUGUUCUGGCUCUUGCAACAGCUAUUUGGGUUUUCUUUGAGUGGCUUGACUACCACUUUCUGACAAUUGUUUCGUUUGCCCUUGUUCUUGGAAUGGUUGUCCAGUUUAUCUGGUCCAACUUCUCAAACAUGCUAAGCGGAUCUCCUUCUCAGGUGCCCCGAGUUGAAUUGCCUGAAGAGUUAUUUGUGAACAUUGCCAUUGCAAUCGGUGCCCAAGUAAACAAGUUCAUGUGCUUCCUUCAGGAUGUGUCUUGUGAAAGAAACUUGAAGCAUUUUGUAGUGGCGAUUGCCGGACUGUGGGCCGCUGCAGUGAUUGGAAGUUGGUGCAAUUUCCUGACAGUCAUAUAUAUUGGGUUUGUUUGUGUUCACACACUUCCUGUGCUCUAUGAGAAGUAUGAAGACCAAGUCGAUGAUUUCCUCUACAACCUUCUUGGUCUGCUGCGAGAUCAGUAUCAGAAGCUUGACCAAGGCGUCUUGAGCAAGAUUCCGAAGGGGAACAUGAAGGCUAAGAAGAACGAGUAGUUUAGCAGCUGGUUUCUCUGAAUGAAUGAAUGGGUUGGUGAACUGAUGUUGCGCCCUCUUGUGCAUCGCAGACUUGCGCCAAUUGUUGCUUAAGCUGUGUCCCAUUCUGAACAUGGGUGUUAGUUCAUUGCCCACUGGGUUUAAAAACUAUUAAGCUGCAAUGAAUGUUGUCCACUAUUGAAGUUCUUCGACUCAAUUCACAUUUCUGAUCUGAUCA